AUGGCACGAACUUCAGACCUCGUUCAAGAUUCAGAGCUACACACAUACUUCCUCCCGGACCAUACAGUGGAAACAGUCCACACGUUCCAGGUGUCAGACCCCGCUUCCGGACAGCGGCUUGUGACCAGAACGGAGCAUUGGCAGCGGCAAAAAGAGAUUGGGAGCGGUGGAUUUGGUAGCGUCUGGCUAGAGAAAUGCAUCAAAGGCGGGCGAUCGGAUGCCACCCAAGCUGGUGCGCUCCGAGCAGUCAAGCAGAUUAACACAGACCCGCGACACGGGUCGUUCGACUAUAAUCGGGAGCUGGAGGCGAUUACCAAGUUCUCGCAUUAUCGUUAUGAACGAUGCUUUGUGAAGUCAUUCGGGUGGUAUAAAGGGCCUAGCCAGCUCUUUAUAGCAAUGGAAUACCUUGAACUUGGGGACCUUUUGACCUAUCUACAUGAAAGACCACCGCUGCCAGAGGCUGAAGCAAAACAUAUUGCAUACCAGAUCCUCGAUGGUCUAACUCUAAUGCAUGAGAACGGGUUUGCUCAUCGGGAUUUGAAACCACAUAAUAUCCUCAUAAAAUCACAACCUCCGGCGGAGUGGUGGAUCAAGCUCGCAGACUUUGGUAUCACUAAACGAAUCGAAGAGAGCGGUGGGCAAACAAAGACGAUAAGGGGUACCCCAGGGUAUAUUGCCCCUGAGACUUGGGGCUUCGUUAAUCCAGGAAGUGCGUACGCCACAGACAUCUGGGCUCUUGGGGAGAUCAUAUAUGAGGUUCUUACCAAGAAGCAUGCGUUUACUACGACGGAGUCGCUUGCAAGAUACAAUACAGAGGAGGACUUCCCGGUCACUGUACUCACCGAUGCUGGUAUAAGCCAACAAGGCGUCGACUUUGUGCUUUCAUUGAUGUGUCGUGAUCCCAAUGAUCGGAUGACGGCUGCAUCCGCAAUGUCACACGAAUGGAUAGCAUCCCGAAUACCUUUCUCCCCAGAGUCUGCAAAGGCUAUCCCAGCCGUGCGCAGUUCCUCGCCGGUUACAGUAUUGACUGAAGAAUUUGCCUCCUGGACAACAAUAACAACAGUCCCGUCUUUAGCAGUUGCGAACACUGUUGUUCAAGAUACGCCUGGUUUAACUACCAUGCCACUUCUUAUAAACGUGCCCCAAAGGGAGGUUCGCGGAUUUAGCCCUACGAAGUGUGACAGCCAGCAUCGGACUGGUCUCUCACUCUAUAGUCAAGGCCGAUACGAGGACGCAGAGGGCAUGUUCCAACAGGCUUUUCAGGGGCGAGAGAAGAUGCUUGGUCGUGACCACGAAAGGACGCUCCAGUCUGCACAUUAUCUUGGUCUCUCACUGUAUCGCCAAAAGCAUAACAAACAGGCAGAGGACAUGUUCCGACGAGCUCUCCAGGGGCGAGAGAAGCUGCUUGGUCGUGACCACAAAAGCACGCUACAUUCUGCACACCAUCUUGGUCUUUCUCUCUAUUACCAAGAUCGGUACGAACAGGCAGAGAAGAUGUUCCAACAAGCUCGCCAAGGACGGGAGAGGGUGUUAGGUCACAAUGACAAAGACACGCUCGCCUCUACGCAUUUUCUUGGUCUCUCGCUCUAUCACCAAGACCGACACGAAGAGGCAGAGAACAUGUUCCGACAGGCUCUUCAAGCGAGAGAGAUGGUGCUAGGCCACCACAACGAAGAUACGCUCGCUACAAGACACUAUCUUGGUCUCUUGCUUUAUCGCCAAGAUCGGCACAGGGAGGCAGAGAGUGUGUUUCAGCGAGCUGUUCACGGGAGAGAGAAAGCGCUAGGCGAGAAUCAUGAAAACACGCUCACUUCUAUACAUUACCUUGGUCUCUCGGUUUAUCGCCAAGGCCGGUACAAAGAGGCAAAGGAGUUGUUUCGACGAGCUUUCCAGGGGCGAAGAAAGGUGCUAGGUGAUGUCCAUGAAAGCACUCUUUCGUCUAGGUAUUUCAUGGACAAGGCCCAGAGGCGGGCCCUUCGCGUUUAG
Molecule: messenger RNA, 1986 nt
Organism: Penicillium bovifimosum
Lineage: Eukaryota; Fungi; Ascomycota; Eurotiomycetes; Eurotiales; Aspergillaceae
Product: serine/threonine-protein kinase
Exons: 3
Coding region: 1-1986 (661 amino acids)
Biological process (GO): protein phosphorylation
Molecular function (GO): protein binding; ATP binding; protein kinase activity
Source: RefSeq, a predicted model, not a curated record